AAACUAAUUUCAUUAGAAGGACAACAACAAAGAAUCCAACCAACUGGCUACGAAAAUCAGAAAAAACCCCCAAAAAUUUCUGUCUGAUGUGCAAUGAGUCGCUACACGAAUCUCCCGAGUCCCGUAACGGAGUUGUCGAGUCGUGCAGAAACCUCAAAACUCUCGCACGAGCUAAUUUCCGAAUGUAAAAGUGCAACUUCGCUCAUCAAAAAAUCACUGCGGGACCGUUUGGAGAGUUUGAGUCGCGAAACCCGUCGUCUGAUCGUGAGUUACACAAAAGAUGGAUGCGCCCCGCUGUUUAUCGCCUGCAAACGCGGAAAUGUCGAACUUGUGGAGUAUUUGAGUACCGUUUGUGAUGCGCCCUUGGAGCAGCGCGGAUUGUACGAAGUGAGCGAAGAUCGGAGCAAACAUACGGUGACGCCGCUUUGGUGUUCGAGUGUCGCGGGAAAUUUGCCAGUUGUCAAGUGUCUCGUCAGACUGGGAGCGAAUAUCAAUGCUUUGUCCGAUACGGGCUCGACUCCCGUGCGCAGCGCUUGUUUCAUGACCAAUAUCGAUAUUGUCAAGUUUUUGUGCGAAAAUGGCGCGGAUAUUCGGCGCCCCAACCAAAAUGGCGGCACGUGUUUGAUAAAUUCCGUGCAAAGUGUCGAGCUGUGUUCGUAUCUCAUCUCGAAGGGAGUCGACGUGAAUGCCAAAGAUAUUCAGCAUAAAACUGCCCUUCAUUACGCGAUUCAAGAACAUCGCUUGGAAACGGUGCAGCUGCUGCUGGAAAAUGGCGCAGAUCCCUUUGCCAAGUCCCGUUAUGGCGACGAUGCGCUGCAAACGAGCUGCCUGAAAGGAGCUCACAACAUUUUCGAUUACCUCAAAUCGCGGAUCGAGUACCCGUUGGAUCGGUUGGCGUCGGCGCACGAACUCAUCGGCAGCACAUUCCUCGAUGAACACAACGAAACGCGUGUUUGCAUCCUCCAUUGGCGCCUGGCUUACCACAUUCGGCAUCAAAAUGUGACAAAUUCACGUGUGGAAAAGUUGCCACGGAUCCCAAAGAGACCCGCGUACCUCAUGCAAGAGGAAUUCACGACGCUGGACGAGUUGGAAGAGCUCGCGACAGAUGUCGAUGCGAUGCGGAUCCAAAGUUUGAUGAUUUGCGAACGAAUUUUGGGCAUUCAGCACAAAGACACACUUUUCCGGUUGAUGUUUCGGGGCGCCUCGUAUGCCGAUAGUCUCCAAUUUCAGCGAUGCAUCGACCUGUGGCUGCUAGUUUUGGAAGUUCGCGUCGAAAAAUACACAAUUUUGUAUUCGGACACUUGUUUUACGGCUCAGGCGAUUGUCCGGCUCAUGCUGGAUUUGAUCGAUCGUAAUUUGGAAGUCGUCCCGCAUGACAUGAACCUUCCCCGCUUCACCGAUGUCUAUAAUAUGUUCGUUCUGCUGACCCGAGAUAUCGAACAAGCGAAGAAUUUACUCCAAAUUCGACCGAUUUACAAGAAACAACAAGAAAAUUUCGACAGAAUUUUAAAAUGUCUCACGCAUUUGCUGUAUUUGUUGCUUCAAACAGCCCAAACGGACGAAGAAAAGGAAGCUGUUCACAAAAGUGUCGCUAAAAUCGUUAAAAAUACUCGUAGUUCGUGCGAUGACACGCUCCUGCAUUUGGUAGUGUCCCGUUUGAAUGUCAUCAAAAGUGCUUAUUUCACCGACGAACCACAUCUGAGGUCAAUUUUCCCAAAUAUCGAUGUUGUUCCUCUUUUGCGAUGCGGCGCCGAAGUAAAUGCCACAAACAAGUCCAAAUCAACCCCCUUGCUAAUCGCAUGUGCUCCGUAUAACUUUGACGUGGAGCUAAUUCAAACGAUUCUCGAUUCCGGAGGACAUAUUGACUGCCCGAAUUGCCCGAGUCACGAAGAGAAGCCCGUGACGCCGCUGCAAUAUAUCAGAACAAAUCCAAAUAAUCAGAUAAACUUUUUGAACUAUUUGUCGCUCAAGUGUUUGUCCGCUACAAUCAUCGCCAAGUUCAAAAUCCCGUAUAAAAAUCAAAUUCCGAGGUCGUUGGAGGCGUUUGUGAAGUUGCAUGAACCGUGAGAAAAAGA
Molecule: messenger RNA, 2075 nt
Organism: Culicoides brevitarsis
Lineage: Eukaryota; Metazoa; Arthropoda; Insecta; Diptera; Ceratopogonidae
Gene: m-cup
Product: protein fem-1 homolog A
Biological process (GO): ubiquitin-dependent protein catabolic process
Cellular component (GO): ubiquitin ligase complex
Molecular function (GO): protein binding
Source: RefSeq, a predicted model, not a curated record